AUGUGGAUAAAUGGAAUAAACGAUGAAAAUAAAGUUGCCCUAGUGACCUGGGUAAAGGAGACCAAGACUAACCUAGUACAAAUAAAUGGGCAGCGGAUAUAUGGUGGCCCUCCUCCAGGCUGGGUCGGGCAUGCCCCGGGAAGUGGGUCAGAGGUUUUUAUUGGCAAAAUACCACAAGAUCUCUAUGAAGACCAGCUAAUACCAUUGUUUCAACGUGUUGGCAAGCUAUAUGAGUUUAGAUUAAUGAUGACCUUUAGUGGCCUCAAUCGGGGUUUUGCUUAUGCCCGCUAUGUGAGUAAGAGAUAUGCAUUUUCUGCCAUUUCUGCAUUAAAUGGCUUUGAAAUUAAGAGUGGCUGCAGGAUCUUUGUCUGCAGAAGUACAGAAAAGUGUGAGAUCACGCUAGAUGGUCUCCCAUGUCUUCUGGAUAAAGUCAAACUUUUGAGCGCCUUACGUGAGAUGACUUUUGGCGUGGAGGAGGUACUUCUGCACCCGAGCCUCACCAAAAAAGAUGAAAUAAUGGCGGUAGUAAAGUACAACUCGCACAGAGCAGCCGCUCUAGCUAAAAAGAGCCUAAGUGAAGGAUCUCAGCUUCUUGGUGGGCACUCUUUGACUGUGGACUGGCUGAAGUCUGAUAUAAAACAGAAGCUGGAAUCCCCUAGACCUACGCAGUUCAUGGUCGGCUCUCCCUUGUAUGAGCUGAAUCCUGAGAGCUCUGCUACAAACAGCCUGAACAGGCUCUGCCAAAAGUGGCAUCUUGGCCAGCCCCUGUUUCUGAUAAAGUUUCUGAGCAUGAGCUCAUGUGGAUGGCAGCGGUUUUGGUACCGUGUAGUGAUUCCAAACUACAGCACUCCUUUUACUGGCUACGCUUGGCUAAUUGGGGAAAAUCUUAUACCAACUGAAAAACAUGAGAAGGCCAAAGAGGUGGUGGCGCUCAAUAUCUUGGCGAAACUAGGUAAGUUUGUGGUUAAGCCUACUUCCCCAGCCAGUAGACCGCUCCAGAAAUAUCUUGACCCUUCCCCCUAUAGGGUCAGAUUCUUUCCAUAUUAUAAUUGUAGGAACAUUAAGUCUGUAUCCAGCUUGUGA
Molecule: messenger RNA, 1083 nt
Organism: Spea bombifrons (plains spadefoot toad)
Lineage: Eukaryota; Metazoa; Chordata; Amphibia; Anura; Pelobatidae
Product: dead end protein homolog 1-like
Exons: 3
Coding region: 1-1083 (360 amino acids)
Biological process (GO): mRNA stabilization; negative regulation of miRNA-mediated gene silencing
Cellular component (GO): cytoplasm; nucleus
Molecular function (GO): mRNA binding
Source: RefSeq, a predicted model, not a curated record